CCGUCGUUUGAUAACACAACGCCUUGCACUCGUUCGUAUAAACUGACCGACCCCUUGAAGUAUGUUAGACUCGGGGUAACUAACUAAGGAAGACAUGAUUCAAUAGACUGUUUAGAAGGACAUAUCACAAACCCUCAAAAUGAAGGGUCUUUUUCUUGUCGAGCCGGUGGUUGCCUUGUACGCUUUCUCCAGCUUCCUCAUCUAUCCUCUUGUUCAGCAGUAUGUGUACCGGAGGCUGUGGGAACAGCUGACAAACACCACCUAUCCCAUUUCUGACAACGCGUCCAGAUGUGCAAACAGCAGCAACAGCAGCCACUCAUUCUACCAUGAGGAGGUCCAGAAGCAGGCGUCUCUCUUCUCCCUCUACACCGAGCUCUUCUCCACCAUCCCCUCCUUGGUGGUCACCCUCAUGCUUGUGGCAUACAGUGACCGAGGGGGACGCAAGAUCACGAUCAUCAUGCCUUUGAUUGGCACGUUGCUCUACACCCUGACCUUCCUGACAGUGUCCUUCUUUGAGCUCAACCUUUACCUGCUCAUCGGCUCCUCACUCCUCAGCUCUCUGUUCGGCGGCUUGGGCACAUUUCUAGGCGGCUGUUUCGCCUACAUAGCAGACCUGUGCGAGGAUGAUCAGCAGAAGACGCUGCGUAUGGCUGGUGUGGACAUGAUGAUUGGCCUGUUGUCUGGGCUGGCUUCAAUAUCAACAGGCUACUUUCUGAGAGCUGCAGGCUUUAACUGGCCUUUUGUUACCUCGGCAUUGUGUCAAUGUUUGAUCCUUUUUUAUGCAACAUUUAUCCUGGAAGAGACUGUGAAGAAGCCCCCCACAGACGCUGUUAUCGUUGGGUCUCCUCAGCCCUCUGCCAUAAAACAGAUGUUAUACGGGGUCUACCAGAUGUUUGCAGGGGCCAGCCGCAGGUGUAAAACUGUCCUGGUGCUGCUGAUACUCAUUUUCACCAGUUUCUCCUUCGCUUACAUUGGAGGGAGCUCCAUGAUUACACUUUACGAGCUCAAUGAGCCGCUAUGCUGGACGGAGAUUCUGAUUGGCUACGGCGCAGCACUUUCCUCCACAGUGUUCCUGACAAGUUUCGCAGGAGUGACGGCGUUCACCUUCUGCGGUGUGCCAAAGCUGCUCAUUAUCCUGAUAGGGAUCCUCUCCGUUCUAUCGGGCAUGAUCCUGUUGGGCUUCACAAAGACUACUUUACUCAUGUUUUUAGUGAGGUUGCCGAUGCUCCUGGCUGUUGUUCCUUUCCCUGUCCUGCGAUCCAUGAUGUCAAAGAUCAUCUCAAAGUCUGAGCAGGGAGCCCUGUUUGCCUUUGUUUCCUUCCUGGAGAGUUUAACCAGCAAUGUAUCCGCGGCAGUCUUCAACAGUAUCUAUGCUGCUACGGUGGCAUGGUACCCUGGUUUUGUCUUCUUGUUGUCGGCAGGACUCUGUGCCAUCCCUCUGUUUUUCCUCGGGGUGGUGGGGUUGAUAGGAGUGGAUGUACCAGUAGAGGUAGGAAAGCCAGAGCCUGUCUACUCAGGGGAGGAGGAUCCUGUUGAAGAUCUGAAUGAAAACAGUCCUCUUCUAAUCUGAGCCACACGGACCGCCAAAACCUCACCAGCAACGCAGUGGUUCUUUUGUCAGCUGUUUCCUGCAUUGCUGGGAAGCUACAGUAAGUGUAUGCUGAAAAAUCAACAACAAAUUGUGCUCAUUUCAAGUUUUCUGCAAGUUAAGGGAUAUUAAACCCUUUAGUAUUAUUUAAAUUUGUAUGCAGAGUUACAGUAAAUCUGUGUCAAAGAAGAACAUUGUUAAGAAUUUUUGAUUCAAAGUCCCUUCAGGAAGUGUUAUAGAAGCUGUUUUUUAAUUAUUCAUUCUGACCACCAGGUGUCGCCCUUGGUUCAGUCUUGCAGAGACACUUAAAUAACGUGGACAUAAAAAGCCCUGCACAUAAUACCAGCUGUUGUAGACGAGGACAUGAGGGGAAGGUUUUAAUGAUUUUGUUUUGUACUGUUUUAUAAUCAAUAAAAUUGUUAUGACUCAUGAAUAUA
Molecule: messenger RNA, 2025 nt
Organism: Labrus bergylta (ballan wrasse)
Lineage: Eukaryota; Metazoa; Chordata; Actinopteri; Labriformes; Labridae
Product: lysosomal proton-coupled steroid conjugate and bile acid symporter SLC46A3
Biological process (GO): vacuolar transmembrane transport
Cellular component (GO): lysosomal membrane
Molecular function (GO): transmembrane transporter activity
Source: RefSeq, a predicted model, not a curated record